Prunus armeniaca (apricot) is the source of this 555-nucleotide messenger RNA. The record is from the annotation of a GenBank genome assembly. Lineage: Eukaryota; Viridiplantae; Streptophyta; Magnoliopsida; Rosales; Rosaceae.
AUGGAAGGGAAGAAAAUUCGAUACCAAAGGAAGGUUGUGGGAUUGGCGAUAUUAUUAAUCAAUGACCAACAUGAUGAUAUUAAUCCAAGCACUUUCACAUGUGAUUUCUGCGUUGAGUCAAAGCAUCUGCAAGACUCAUUCAAGGUGAAGGGCUGCAAGGGCAUGUUAGACCCGGAGCACUGCCGUCCGAUUCUCCCGAACCAAAUUUUCGAUCGGUGGGGCAGUGCCUUGUGUGAAGCUGUGGUUAUGGGGUCUAAGACUGACAAGUACUUGUACUGUCCCUUCAAGGAUUGCUCAGCGUUGUUGGUUUAUGAGAAUGGCACCAAACGGGCUCUGUGUGCUGCAGUGUGUCCUCAUUGCAAGAGAGAGUUGUGUCCUAGUUGUAAGGUUCCUUGGCAUACUGAAUUCGAUUGUGCCCAGUUUCAGAAACUAAGUGAUGGUGAUAUGGUCAAGGAGCUUGCCAGAAAACUGAAGUGGCCGAGGUGUCCAAGUUGCAAAUACUAUAUUCAAAAAUCUUCUGGGUGCAACCGCAUGAAAUGCAGGUCGGUUAUGUAG